AUGAAGAUAGCCCGACUUCGACUGGCCGUUGCCCUGUCUCUUAGCCGCCUCAGCCUUCUGGUUUCAGCACAGGAAACCCUGGCUGAUGGCCUGACCGUCUUCCCUAACUGCUCGGUUUGUGCAAAGAGAAAAACCGAGUCCGCUUGUGCUGGCCACGCUGACGACUGGUAUGCCUGGGGCGACAGCUUCAAUAUGCCCUUCCCAUCCUCCGAGCCUCUCCCUGCUCUUUAG
This is a messenger RNA of Gaeumannomyces tritici R3-111a-1, 231 nucleotides long. RefSeq lists its product as hypothetical. The record is from RefSeq and is a predicted model, not a curated record. Bases 1 to 231 code for a protein of 76 amino acids. The transcript has a single exon. NCBI's taxonomy places the organism in Eukaryota, Fungi, Ascomycota, Sordariomycetes, Magnaporthales, Magnaporthaceae.